Brettanomyces bruxellensis is the source of this 468-nucleotide messenger RNA. RefSeq lists its product as uncharacterized. The record is from RefSeq and is a predicted model, not a curated record. The coding region runs from base 1 to 468 and encodes 155 amino acids. The transcript has a single exon. Gene Ontology annotation, biological process: mitotic sister chromatid cohesion. NCBI's taxonomy places the organism in Eukaryota, Fungi, Ascomycota, Pichiomycetes, Pichiales, Pichiaceae. Gene Ontology annotation, cellular component: Ctf18 RFC-like complex.
AUGCCGAGUAGAGAGAUUAAAUACGAUCGGGCUUCAAAAUCAUUACAAGAAAGGGGAGACCCCGCUAGAUUACAAGAGACUGCAAUAAGGAAUGGAUCUGUUGUCUCUACCCCGGCGGGUCUUUUUUUGAUAGAAAUACAAGGGGAGCUUAACAUUCCAACAAAGAAACCAGAUGGGCUUAAUGAAGAAGAAGAGAAAUUGUUUAUUACGAGAAAGGUUCCAAAUAUAUACACGGAUAAUGAUAAGCCGUGUAAGGACCUCGUUAGAUUUGGCAAGAUAGAAAUUCAUGAGCAAUCCGGAGAAGCUAUUCUUUACAUUAGCACUUCACAACGUCUUGAGGGAAAGAUUGAAUCAUUGGAUUCUCCAUUGGGUAUAUUGAAGAUACCUCAGGGAGAUGAGAGUUGUGAAAUGCUUGAUGUCAUUAAGAAACGGUUGGUGUUCAGAAAUAGACCACUUCCAAUUAUGUGA